This is a messenger RNA of Microcebus murinus (gray mouse lemur), 7714 nucleotides long. The record is from RefSeq and is a predicted model, not a curated record. Lineage: Eukaryota; Metazoa; Chordata; Mammalia; Primates; Cheirogaleidae.
GCUGGGGCAGAGGCGCGCGGGCGGGGGCCAUCUCCCUUCUGCGGGCUUCUUCCCUUCCCUCGGUGCCAGCGUCCUCCUCUCUCCCGCGUCGGGAGCCCGGCCUGCCCCUGCCUCCCUGUCCCCUUUCUCUUCCUGUUGCUCUCCCUCCCAUCUCACUUCUUCUUGUGUGUCUCUCCUUCACUGGCCGUUUCCCCUCUUCCUUUUCCUUCUGUCUGUCUCUCCCUCUCCCCUCCUCACUUUCCUCUCUCUCCUCCCUCCACCCCUUCCUCUCCCUCCCUCCUCCUCUCUUCCCCUCCCCCGCUUCUUUUCAGCACAAAAGAAUUGUGCCUUUGAUUUUUUUUCUCCUAAGGUGACUUUUCAGACGGCAGUUCUUCGAAUUCUUUCCUCCCUUCCUCCCUUCCUCCCUCAGUUCAUCUCGUAUUGCUCCCUUAUUCUCGGCGAGGGCUUGCCCUGGGCAAUAGCCCAAGAACCCUGCAUCAGCCCAGAUCCUUUCUCCAACAGACCACAUCCAAAGAUCUGCACAGGUAACCUGUCCAGUGCCUGUCGUGGGAAAAAGCACAUAAAUGAUCAAAUUAUACAUUUCCGAAUUUUCAGAGUGAGCUGAAAGAAAAUACCUGGUUUUAGAGAAAAGGCGUUGAUUGCAUUAUUUUCUUGACAUUUUGCCUUUACUGUGGGCACAGACACCACAGCAGGAAGCUAAGCCUUGCAGGAGGAUUUGGGGGACCAUCUCACCCACACCUUCCUCCUGGGCAGGCUAUGAGAGGCCAGUGCAGGAUUCAGAGCUGGGCUGUGGGGAAGACGGUGACUGGGAGGCCAGGGCUUUGCAUUUGAAACACUUGGGUAAGAGUAGAAAUAAAAAAAUCACAGUAAGUUUCUAAAUAUGUACUUAUCAAUGCCUCUGAUGUACAGAAAUGAAGUAACAUAAUUGCUCUUGAGUGAUUAUUUUGUAAAAAUAAUUGUAGCAUUUGAAAUUAAUAUUUUUGUGUAAAUUAGGUAGUAGGAACAAGGUGAAAAUAUUUCAAGUUAAUAUCAAAGAUUGCCUUAGAGGUUUAGUAAGUGAACAAAUGUAGACAAGCAAGUCUCACUCAUUUCUGAGGGAUAAAGUGGAGGUAUUGUAUCCAGGCAACAUUUUAUUCCUGUUAAAAAUUUAAUCUUGUCAAAGAUGACAAAGAUGACAAGAGAGAUGUGAUUUCAUUUUUUUCAUGACAUUUUUAUGAUACAUACCUGUCUAUAUAUGUUCAGACAUACAUAAUAUAUACACUAAGUUUUAAAAAGGACCCUUGUUUGUUUUUAAUUAUCUUAAUUACCAACUAAAGCUUGAAGCUUUGGUUUCUUGGAAAUAAUUUAACCUAAUAUUGUAGUUUGUUGUGACCUUUAUUGAUAAUUCAGCUAACUUAAUUUUUCAGUUGUUGCAGAAAAGGAAAUUUGGCCAUAGAUAAAUCACACACAAGUGAGCAGAGGUUAGAAAUGAUGGAGGAAGAGUGCAGUGUGUUUAAUGAAAGAAUUUACUCACUUUUGAUCAAGAAUGUUGGAAAAAAUUGUAGGUAUGUGCAUGCAACUUUGGUUGGUGAAACUAUUUUCUGGAUUAAAGAGUUAAAUUGUCUUUUAAGUAAUCUAACUAUGACUUCCACUGUAUCAUCUGGUGGGAGGGGUAAAAGGUUGUCAAAUAAUUUAGAAUUCAUCUGAUUUGCUUAGCACCUUUUUCUUUCAGAAAUCUAGGAGAGGCAACCCUUGUUUAAAAGAGAUAAUCACACCAGUUAAAAAAAAAUAAGUUUUGGGCUUCAGUGCUUUGAAACUUGCCUUCCUUCACGAAGUAGUCUGUGUCUCUGUAAGCACAUCUUCCUUCUACCCUUAGAUGGAUGACUCUAUUGUUGGCAUCUGGGAGGGUCUGACUGAGCAGUUGGUGUGUAAUCACAGACUGAAGGUUUGCACAGUAAUUGUGACCACCGUUUAGGGAUCUUGCUUUAUUUCUUAAUCUCAUGAGGAAUGAGAGUUGCCAUUCUGGGGACUCUUACUACCUGCCAUGCACAGAGCUCUGGUAGUCCUGUUGGGAGGCUCCCGAAGGGGAGAUCACAGCCUCUCUUACUUAUAAGGAGAAUGAGGCCCAGAGUGGUCAUCUGUGAUCACACAGGUAGUGAGUGGCAGGGCUGAUUUGGAACCCAAGUUAUCCCCUGGAGCCUGAGCAUGGAGGGCUAAUUCAGUCCCGUUGUGUGACUUCCCUGUUGCAGUGCAAGUUGUGUCUGAAAUAUCCUUCCACACAGAUCCGCCCAUUGCCAGUGGGCGGUGUUUGGUAGAAUCCUGUUCCUUGUUCUAGUGUCCUGCUGCCACCCUCGGCCAUGUCUAUGGCUGACUGUCCAUCUACACAGCAGGACCCCUUUGAGGUACUGGCCUCUGCUUUCAUUGGCCCUGCAUCCACAGAGGCUCGGGCAUCUGAGUGGCUGAUGGGAUCCCAUUUUCCCCUAUGAGGGUCCACAUGGCUAAGGGGUGUUGAUACCAGGGCAGCCUCACUGCAGGCCUGGGGCUGACUGUGUGCCAGGAAUCUUAUACUUGGCUUUGCUGGAACACAGUAGGCAUUGCUGCUAGAGAGCUGCAGCCAUAGCUGGCAGUGGAGCUUGUGGGGGCUGUCGGGAAUCCCUCCUCUCCCUAGCUCUGGGGCACCACCAGCCAGCCUGCAGAAAAGCUUGGGCCACUCUUCAGUAUGCAAUUUUUUCAGUGUGCCAGAGCCAGGAGCAUGUCUAGAAACGUGUAUUCCCUUUGUUAGGAAAACCCAGGACAUAUGCAAAAUAAGUUAAUGGAUACCUAUCCUCUGGAAUCUUCUGCAGAGGCCUGGGAAGCCUCUCCAGAGACCAGGGACACCAAAGGAUUGGAGGCACAGGAGGUACUGUCUGUUCUUGUUUGUUUUAGCAGAAGAGAAAGGCAGACACAGCAAAGCACUGCCUGGGGCCUAUGUGGUGUCAGGGAGUAAGAGCUGGUGUGUGACCCACAGCUGGAGGCUGGCCAGUUGACUUGGGGUGGAGAGUGCCUUCAGCCAUCUCAGGAAAAUGAGGUCAUCCAGUUGGUUGCCAAGAGUUCUUUUUUCUGCAAGUGGAGCGGAAGGAGAAAAAUGCCCAGGCCAUUUUGUCAUUCAUUAAACACUGUUGCAUGCUGGUUCCGGAGAGCUCACAAGUAGAGGGAAGGUGGCCAUGAUGUCUACUCCACCUGCUUGUCCUCUGAGAACAGCUUAUCUCCCUGACGUUUAUUGAGCCGGACUCUGGCACUUUAACCGUGUUAGUCCAUCCAGUCUUUCCGACAGUCCAGUGAAGUGAGCACCAAGGUGAUUCUCUUUGCAGAUGAGAACUCGGAGGCAUGGGGUGGACCCACACCUUGCCCCAGGAGGCAGGGUUGGUAAGAGCUGGGCCAGACUGGAGUCUAGGCCCCCUGAGCCUGGUGCCCGUGCACUUAACCUCUACGUGGAUGGAAGGCUUGAAGGUUACCUGGGACAACCUGGUCACGGCACAGACAGGGUCCCCGGAAGUCUACACAGGGUGAAGCUGCAAGCUCUGGAAGGAAGCAACACUGGAUUAUGGUUUCCGCUGGGCGAAGGAAGUCACCUCUGAGCGCAGUUCUGACCCUCCUCAGGGCGGCCCAUCCAGCACCUGAAGGAAGGGCACAUUGAGAGCCCGAGCUCGCUGGGCUUCCCACCGGCACAGUGACCUUGGCACCCACAGACCAAUCAGCUUUCUUCUCAGUGAGUUCAAAUGGCGAACCGCUCUGCUACUUCCCCAAGGAAGAACCAGGCGGGUUCUCGUGGGGGCAGCACUAGAGCCAGGGGGAGACGAAGGAACGGGAAGAGGCUGGAGACCCUGGGUUUGGCCUCGCCUUUCAAUCUGUGUCACAGUUGGAAAUCCAGGGGUGCCCCUCCACUGCAGGUAGCCACCUCCCUGCCACGCCUGCGUGUGAGCCUUUGGUGCCCAGGACAGCAGUGGUGGGCAGGAGGGAGUGCCGUCUGUGCCAGAGAGGAUCUGGGGGUCCUCAGGGAGGAGGCUGUGCCUGAGCCCCACUGUGGAAUGAGCCGGUGUUCACAGGUCCGAGGGGAGUGCAGCUGUCUGCUGCACUCUGAGCACUCUGUGCACACUGAGGCCUGAGACAACACACGCGGGUGUCUUGGUAACCCUGGGAAGCUUGGCUGGGCAAAUGCAUAAGCCUGAGAAGUGGCCACUGCUGGGUGUCCCGGGCCACCAAGGGGGGGCCACUGCCUGAUAGCAAGGGGCUGGGACGGCAGCAAGGGGCAGCGUGGGACAUAAGGCUCUCACAGCAAGCCUGGCUUGGAGCAAGUGGAAGGAGACCACGUGGAAGCUGGUGGGGUGUGAAGCCAUCAAAAGGGCUGCUUGCCUGCAAGGACACGGCAGCCUGAGGAGCAGAAGCUUGAAGCCAGAGCAAGGACAGAGAAGGGUACUGUGAGGAGCAGGGACUGUGACGUGCACAGUCCUCCAGUGCUGCGACCCCCUGGUGCUGUGGCCUCCUGGUGUCCUCCACACUCAGCGAGGACCACAGGGUGAGCACACGGCUUCCUCGCAUUUGUGGCUGCGCACGGACAGACGAUCCAGAAGGUCCUGCAGGGCCCUGGGGGCUGCGCGCUGUCCCCAGAGCAGGCUCUUCCCUUCCCUCCAGCCUCUCACUUUCUCAGCCGUUUCUGCCAGGGGAUCCUGCGACCAGGGGCUGCUGCUCCCGGGUGUUUUCAACAGUGACCUCUGUCCCCAGGCCUGCCACUGGGGGUAGGCUCUGGAGUCCAGUGCUGUCCAAAUGCCCCUCUCCUUGGAGGCAGUGUGGUCGGUGCUCCCAUUCCACAGAGGCAAAGGAGGCCAGAGCAUCAGGGCCCGUGGCCGAGUGUGUCUGGCCCAGCCAUCCCGGCGAGCUCUCCCAUCUCCUGGCUUCUCCCUUGGCCAAGCCCUGAGGAACCUCAGAGCCCUGAACACUGGUGGGGCUGGAGAGUCUCCCGUGGCCCGGGCCCACGGCCCAGCAUGGCUGCUGAGAAGGGGGCCCCGCUGGGCCUGUCGGCUGCAGACAGAUGGAAGCUCAGUGAACCUGAGCAGGGCCAGGGCCGCAAGCCGGUGCUGCUCCAGAAAACGAACCGCCUGGGCUGCGAGGCUGCUGUGGGCAGGGGGCUGCGGGAUGCCGCCUGUGCUGCGCUGGCGCUGUCGGUGGCAGUGGGCACACCCAGCCUGGGCAAGCCGCUGCCCCAGAAGGCAUGUGGGGAGCAAAGGCAGAGCGCCUUCACGGAGCUGCCGAGGCUCGAGGAGAGGCUGGCGGGCGGUCAGGCCCAGGAGAGGGGGCAGGAUGACCCUGCAGACCAGCCUGGCCCCGCACAGCUGAUCCAGGAUGUCCCCAGGGACCCAGUUAGCAGCAUAGUCUUGUCUGUGUGGCCCAGUAGAAGCCGAGGGGAGCAGAGAAGCGCCUUCAGCAAGCCAACCAAGCGAGCAGCAGAAAGGCCUGGGCCAACCCCUGUCUUCCCCGCAGGUGAAUCUGCAGAUGCCCUGGGUGAGCUGUCUGGACUCAUCAACACUGCAGACACCUCUUGUUGGGGUCGACUUUCAACUCCCAAACUUUUGAUCAGUGAUUUCUGGAACUUGCAAAUGUUGCCACAAAAUGCUCCAUUCUGCAGCGCUUUCCUGGGUGCCCCUAGGCUGUCACUGGACCACACGCAGGCCCAGGCACUGACACCCUUGUCUUCUUCCCCCACUUCAUGGGCCCUCCUGCCACCCACCCUCACCUCCCUGGGUUUGUCCACCCAGAACUGGUGUGCAAAGUGCAACCUCUCCUUCCGCCUGACGUCCGACCUGGUCUUCCACAUGCGGUCCCACCACAAAAAGGAGCCCACAGGGCCAGACCCGCAUUCUAAGAAGCGGAGAGAAGAGGCCCUCACCUGCCCCGUGUGUCAAGAGCACUUCCGGGAGCGCCACCAUCUCUCCCGGCACAUGACUUCUCACAGUUAGCAGGUGAUCGCGGAGCGACCAUGGGGUACAGCAUGCAGUAUUGGCAGUGGGCAGGGGGUCUCCCUGGGCCUCCCUUUGAGGAGGCUGUCCCAGUCGUCUGCAGCGCUGGCUCCUUUGGUGUCCACAGAUGAACAGCUCAGUCACAAUUUGGAAGAGACGGGCAAGCCUGUGCAACGUGUGUUGAAGAAAACAGAGUCCUGGAUUAAAGCGAUGGGCUUUGCUCAUCCAAGGCAUAGUCCCCAGGAGUGGGGUCCGCUGUGGCGCAGGCAUGGGCUUUGGAGGCAGACAAGCCUGGAUUCUGGGCUGUUGCUCGUGCUGGCCAUGACCUUGGACAGGGGUUUUCACCUGCUGUGAAACAGAGCUGGCAAUGUCUGUGUCUUAGGGUUGGCGUCUGAGUUACAUGGAAAGUGGCCAGCAUGCUGCCUGGCAGGACGCAGUGCUGCGCGAGCGAGGUUUACGGCUAUGUUCCUGGUCAGCCAUCGCUAGUAACCAGCUCUCAGUGGCAGACAAGCAUCUGUGUCUCGGUCACAGCCUGCAGUUGGCUGGGGUGGGCGGGGCUACAGGUUUGAUUCCAGCCAGGCUGUUUCUCUGUCGAGGCUGCCAGGCUGCCCAGAGCAGGCUUCUUUGUGGCUCUGCCUAGAGCAUAAGAGGGCAGGCCCCAAACACAAGCGCAUCUCAGGCCUCUGCUUGAGUCAUGGCGCUCACAUCCUCUUGGCCGAUGCAAGACAGGGCGGGGCCCAAUGCUGAGGAGUGACAAAGCACAGGCUGCCCUCGGGGAGGCCGUGGCCGGAGUGCGUGGGUAUUCCCUCUCUGGGAGGAUGAGAUGAGAUGGGGAGUUCAACCCGCCAUAUUGCUUAGGUGAAAAGGGGGAGAUAGAACACAUCCCCACCUGCACGCACACCCGUUCGCUCCCGAGAAUGGGGCAUGUGCAGAAACAGGCUUCAAACACUGUGAGGAUCAGGAAAGUUCUGGGUACCACCUAUUGUCUACAGCGUUUCUGUCAGUAGCUAUCACACAUCCCCAUGUGGGCCCUCGUCCCUGACAGUGCAAGGCACAGGCCACACCCUCUGACGUGACACAGGCCCGUCUGUGUGAAAGUCCUUCCUGGGGAGCUUCUGAGCCAGUGCAGUUCGUCCACUGGUUUCUGCCUCACUUUCAGGACUUGCUGGUUUCCAGCCCUCUGGUGGGGUGUCCAGCACAGGGCUCAGGUCUGCAGCAGGGAAGGAGCCAGGGUGAACCAGUGGGGGGGUCUCAGCCAGCUGCUAGCCAGCCACCCUGAGAUGGCACCACUUCCCGCACUGUCCUCUGUGCCCAGCCUGUUGAGGUGGCAGCAUCUCCCACCUGGCUGUCCCUCUGCCACCCAGGCACCCAUCCGUUGCUCAUGUGCAGCCAGAUCAUCUUCUGAAAGUCUGAGUCCGGCGGAGCCUCAGCUGCCCUUCACACUACAACCCUCCCCCAGCAGGGCCUCUGGGAAGCUUCAAGAAUGAGGCUCUGCCUAAUGCUAGUAAUUGCGGGACUCGUUUCCCAGCCCCUGUGUGCCAGGCAGUAGUGUAGGUGCUGGAAGAAUACAGACAGUAUGCUGUGUGUCCUGCAAGAGCCCUGGGAGACAAGUGCAGUUUCCUUUCUGUUCUACAGUGAGUCGUGAUUGUGAGUGGUGCUGCAGCACCCCAGGCGCCCCUGAUAGGCCAUUCUCACUGGGGUUAGGUGGUAUCUCAUUGUGGUUUUGAUUUGCAUUUCUCUAA